This is a messenger RNA of Chironomus riparius, 1137 nucleotides long. Lineage: Eukaryota; Metazoa; Arthropoda; Insecta; Diptera; Chironomidae. The record is from the annotation of a GenBank genome assembly.
AUGUCAUCACGCAAAAGACCCCACGAGUCAACGAAAGAGAACGGUGGCUUAAAUGAUGAUAUGGAAGGAAUUACAAUACAGAAUGGAAGUGAAAGUAUCAAAGUUUAUAGACCGACAUUAUGUAAGCCGGCACCAUAUUCAACAGAUCCAGAAGCAAUAGCAGAGCAUGAAGGAUGUGAUUAUACUCAAAAGAUAACAGUUGAGAUGGCACAGAAUGGAACAGCACCAAGAAAGAUUCGUAUUUAUACGGACGGAAUUUAUGACUUAUUUCAUCAAGGUCAUGCACGACAAAUGAUGCAAGCAAAAAACAUCUUUCCAAAUUCUGAAGUCUAUCUAAUAAUUGGAGCCUGUAAUGAUGAAUUGACACACACGAUGAAAGGCCGAACAGUUAUGACAGAUGUUGAACGAUAUGAAGCAAUUCGUCAUUGCCGAUAUGUCGAUGAAAUUAUUAGAGAUGCACCUUGGAAAAUUACUGAUGAGUUUAUGGCUGAACAUAAGAUUGAUUUUGUAGCUCAAGACUCGACGCCUUAUGUCAGUGAAGAUUGUGACGAUAUUUAUAAAGAGAUUAAGGAAAAGGGAUACUUUGUAGCUACUGAGAGGACUGAAGGAGUUUCAACAUCAGCAAUUGUUUCUCGAAUUGUAAAAGACUAUGACAUUUAUGUCAGAAGGAAUUUGGCGCGUGGAUAUACUGCCAAGGAAUUGAACGUUUCAUUCCUGAACGAAAAGAAAUUCCGUUUACAAAAUAAGUUGGACGAGAUGAAGAAUAAAGGCAAGAAGGUGAUUGAUGAUGUUAAGGGUGACUUUAUUCAGAAAUGGGAGGAGAAAUCCAAUGAAUUCAUUCGUACAUUCUUGAUGCUCUUUGGUCGCGAUAACUUGUCACAAAUUUGGGAUAAAUCAAAAGGUAGAAUUAAGGAUGCCUUACAUAAAAGAAGUCCAAGUCGUAGUAGUUUAUCACCAUCGAGAUCAGAUGAUGAAGGCGAACCUUAUAGCAGUAAUAGCAGCACUAAUGGAAAUAAUAAGCAAGAGCAUGAUUCUCCACCUCCAAAGCGUGUCCAAAGAGGCACGCAUUUAUCUCUGACAUCAGAUGACGACGAAGAAGAGUUUUUAUCACCCACAACAUCCUUCCCACAAUUUUGA